Messenger RNA from Cuscuta campestris, 830 nucleotides. The record is from the annotation of a GenBank genome assembly. NCBI's taxonomy places the organism in Eukaryota, Viridiplantae, Streptophyta, Magnoliopsida, Solanales, Convolvulaceae.
AAAGAGCCAGAGAUGCGCUGCGCCACCUACGGCUUAACACCGUCAAGAAUCGACCUCCCAACAAUCUCCCUUCUUCGCCCUCCUUCCAGCUCCUAGUUCCAACCCGACCCGUUUCCGAAGCCCCGGAUCGCCGCAUCCAUCAGAGUCCAAUCCAAGCCGUCUUCCUUCUACGACCUCCUCGGAAUUCCCGAGACGGGAUCUAUCUCCGACGUCAAGCACGCGUACAAGCAGCUGGCCCGGAAGUAUCACCCGGAUGUCUCGCCGCCGGACCGGGUCGACGACCACACCCGGAGAUUCAUUCGGGUCCAGGAGGCCUACGAGACGCUGUCGGAUCCCUCGAGGAGAGCACUGUAUGAUAGAGAUAUGGCCAAAGGUCUCAACUUCGCCCUCUCUGCUCGUCGGCGUUACUGUGGAGUCCAGGCAAUGGAAGAAAAAAGUGAGUGGAAAAAUAGGUGGCAGUCCCAGCUUUCAGAACUAAAGAGAAGAAGCAUGUGUAAAGACGACUCUAAUGGAUCUUGGGGAGCAACAAUGCGCAGCCAAAGGCGUGAAGCAUCAUCACCUUCCCAAUCUUAAAUUUAAGUUUAUGUUUAGUGAAUUGAGUAGUGUGAUUAUGUGAAUACUCUAUACAACAAGAACGAUAACAGGCCUAUUUUCAAAUAAUUUAAUAAAACAAUAACACUAAAAUCCCACAAGACCAAGUUUCUUAAUACCAACUUUACCCAUACGAGGAUGUAGAGAGGCUGUUCCUAAAAGACCUUGACUAAAAAUACAUUUUGUAUGUGUAUAUUCUAGAUGCUUUGUAUUUAAUUGAUUAAAAACAAAGUUGUGUC